GCGGCCUUUUUGAUUUUAGGUUUGUUUGUAUUACCCAAGAGGGGUUAUUUACACAUAGCAAUUCAAAAUAAAUUGUGAGUAACUGACGCUUGUUUUUGCCUAUUUCCAAAAACAUAAAAUAUAUUUUUUUUAUUUCCGGGAAAAGAGUUACGUAAUCACGCAUGCCACGUUAAAUUAACAUUAAAACACUUUUGUCAAAAGUAGUCCAAUUUAGGAGCAUGACCUCGGGUCCUCUGAAAAAGAAAAGCUACUUGGGACAGCACCAAAUCAAAAAGAAGACAAGCAUCCUAGAUGAUGUGCCAUAUGAAAAUGGGAAAGUGCUGCAGAAAACAUGUUCUCUGUCCGACAAAACAAACAAAACACAUGGCAUCAACAAACAUAGCCUCAUGGGUGGAAAACCUGUGUUACAGGAAGAAUCUACUUUAGCUCUUGAUGAAGAGAUCCUGCAGGUUUUGGAUGCUGUUGAUAUUUCAAAAGCUGUAAUAGACAAGUCUUGUUUGGGGAACAGGCAAAAUAAAGAAGAGCCAACAUCAUCAGCCGCUUCUGCGUUUCCACGACCCGGUACACUUACUGUACUCAGUAAAAAGGAGAGAGAUUUGAUGCAGAUGAGAAAUGGGGCAUGUCUUCAGCACACAGACAGAUUCCCGGGUCCUCAGUUUUUGGGGGAUAUAAAAAGACCAGGAGUGAGAUCCGACUGCAAAGACCUUGCUCAGAAGCUUCUCUUCAGUGAGGACUCUGGGAAUGUGAACCAAGACAACAACAGUUCAAAACCUUCCUGUGCCAGCAUUCUGCCUCGUCAGGAAACACGAAACAGUCAGAAAGCAGGCAGCUCGAACCCGUUGAUGGCCACAAGAAAAAACUCUCCUUCUAGCAACGACACACAUAGGUUGAGCAAGAAUGAUGAGCCAGCCCUGGAUGUAUCCACAAACUAUAUCUUGUUCAGCCCCACCCGACUCGCUGCAGCUACGAAGAGGGCCAAGCUCCAGCAAUCGCUACAGAAUCAGUCGGCUUCUGUGCUCACAGUCCCCACCGGCUUGGAGCUCAGCACUCUCAGUGACACGCUUCCUCAGCCAGGCGUUGCCCUAUGUGCUCCUGUACAGCAGGCCGAAAAACUGCUGUUAUCCAGCUGGGGUUUACCAAAGCCUGUUUUAGAGCGCUACCAGAAACAUGGAGUCACUCAGAUGUUUGAAUGGCAGGCUCAGUGUCUCACUAUGGGACGGGUGCUGCAGGGGGGGAACCUGGUGUACUCCGCACCCACCAGUGCCGGCAAAACUCUGGUGUCAGAGCUGCUGAUGCUGAAGCGCGUGUUGGUGACCAGAAGAAAAGCUCUCUUCAUAUUGCCAUUUGUUUCUGUGGCCAAGGAGAAGAUGCACUACCUUCAGAGCGUUUUUGAAGAAGCUGGCAUUCGUGUGGGGGGUUACAUGGGCAGCACUUCAGCCGCUGGAGGUUUCACAACACUGGAUGUGGCUGUUUGCACCAUAGAAAAAGCCAAUUCUUUAAUCAACAGACUCAUUGAAGAAGAUAACAUGGAUCUUCUUGGAAUGGUGGUGGUAGAUGAGUUGCAUAUGGUUGGAGAUUCUGGAAGAGGAUACCUGCUGGAACUGCUCCUCACCAAAAUUCGCUACAUUGCACAGAAGCAGAGUAGCACAGGGUCUCUUUCAGAGGGUGUACAGAUAAUUGGUAUGAGCGCCACUUUGCCAAAUCUCUCACUCCUGGCUGGCUGGUUAGAUGCAGAGCUUUAUCAGACAGGCUACAGACCUGUACCCCUGCAGGAACAUCUCAAAGUGGGCUGUAACAUCUUUGAUAAGAGCCUCUCUGUGGUGAGGCAGUUCACUCCUGCUCUCAAUAUCAAGGGUGAUGAUGAGCACAUUGUGAGUUUGUGUUAUGAGACGGUGACAGAAGGCCACUCUGUGCUCCUGUUCUGCCCCUCGAAGAACUGGUGUGAAAAACUGGCAGAUAUUAUCGCUAGAGAGUUCUUCAAUCUCAGACAAAGCGAUCGUCGGGGUGAAGCUCAGCCACAGCCGGUGGAUCUGGAUCAGGAGGGCCUGGAGGAUGUUAAGGCUCAGCUGCGGCGAACGCCAGCAGGUUUAGACCCCACCCUGCAGCGCACUGUACCGUGGGGAGUGGCCUUCCAUCACGCUGGUUUGACAUUUGAUGAGCGUGACGUGUUGGAGGGGGCAUUCCGUCAGGGCUUGGUCCGAGUCCUGGCUGCCACAUCUACCCUCUCUUCAGGGGUUAAUCUUCCUGCCCGUCGGGUCAUCAUCCGAACCCCAACGUUCAGCGGACGCUUGCUGGAUCCGCUCACAUACAAACAGAUGGCAGGACGAGCAGGAAGAAAAGGAGUGGACACUAUAGGUGAAAGUGUGCUGGUGUGUAAACAGGCAGAGCGUCAGAAAGGUAUUAGUCUCCUUAACGGGGUUCUUCAGCCAAUCAAGAGCUGCCUGGUGAGAAGGGAGGGUGACGGUGUGACCACCAGCAUGCUGAGAGCCAUCCUGGAGAUAGUUGUUGGUGGUGUUGCCAGCACUCCACAGGAUGUGAGCCAGUAUGCUUCAUGUUCACUUUUAGCUGCAAGCAUAAAAUGUGAUGGCAAGAAAGAGUCUAAUGAAGAGGCAAACAGAGGAGCUAUUGAGGCCUGUGUUGAAUGGCUGAUGGAAAAUGAAUUCAUUAGUAUUCAGAAGGAUGGACAAGAUGAGCGGUACUGUCCAACACAACUUGGUGCCGCCACUCUUUCUUCCUCCCUCUCUCCUCCAGAAGCUCUGGGAAUUUUUGCAGAUCUCCAGCGGGCCAUGAAGGGCUUUGUGCUUGAAAAUGAUUUGCACAUUCUCUAUCUGAUCACCCCACUGUACGCAGAGUGGACCACCAUAGACUGGUAUCAGUUCUUUUGCUUGUGGGAGCAGCUGCCGUCGUCGAUGAAGAGGGUGGCAGAGCUGGUCGGUGUCCAGGAGGGUUUCUUAGCUCGAUCCGUCAGCGGCAAACUUGUUGCCAAGACAGAGAAGCAGCUCAGACAAAUGGCUAUUCAUAAACGGUUUUUCACGACUCUUGUCCUACAAGAUCUGGUCAACGAGGUUCCUUUGGGAACUGUUGCAUCAAAAUACAACUGCAGCCGUGGGCAGCUCCAGUCUCUGCAGCAGUCGGCGUCUACAUAUGCAGGUAUGGUAACAGUGUUCUGUAAGCGUCUGGGUUGGCACAACAUGGAGCUGCUGUUGUCUCAGUACCAGACCAGGCUGAGCUUUGGAGUCCAGAGGGAACUAGUCGAUCUGGUCAGGAUUUCUCUUCUGAACGCAACACGAGCCAGAGCGCUCUACGCCCAAAGUCUCUGUACUGUUGCUGAACUUGCCAGGGCCUCUGUAGCUGAUGUGGAGAAAGCCUUGCGGAAUGUGAUCCCAUUCAAGAGCUCUAAGCGUGCUGUGGACGAGAGUGAGACGGAGGCAGCGGAGAGGCGAAACCUGCGCUGCGUGUGGGUCACAGGUGGACGGGCUCUGACAGAACAGGAAGCCGCUGUUGAGAUCGUCUCAGAGGCAAGGCUCCUUCUUCAGGAAGACCUUGCUCAGUUGGGAAUUAAGUGGGAUCCAGCAGCGCUUCCACCAGGGUGUCCUUCUACUUGCAUCCCUGACGAUCAGCCCAGUGGAGACAGGGCUACAGAGCAGAAGAGCAGAGUCGCUGAGGUGCACAGAGAGGAGAUUAGGAGAGACAAUAACACUGAGAGGAGGAUGGUUGAUGGGAAUGAUGGGGAAGAAGAAGACACAAGAAAUCAAGAUAUGUCUGAACCAAAAAUCAGGCAAAAAGUCAGGGAAGUUCUGGUUGAAGGAGACAAAGAAAACACAGAAGAAAUGGCAAAUAAAUCAACAAUAAGCAACAAAUCUUUUUUUAAAGAAAACAACAAAAAAGAACGGUUAAAGCAGGAAGGCGAGAAAUGCAAAAAAUUCAACCCAAAAUUGGGAGAGAUGACUAAAAGAAGUGUAUCAACUACACCAGAGCAUCCUAAUUUGGAUCACCCUGCUGUAGAAAGAAACUUAACCCAGGAGUUGGAUGAGAUCAUUUCCAGCCCUCUGCCUCAUAUUCCUCCACAUCCUCAGCCGUUACUUUCUCCAGCACCACCUCCACGUUUCAGAGCCCCAAUAUCUUGUCUAGAACAACAAAGUGUGUCCACAAGCACAGAAAAAGAAGAGUCCCUCACAAAGCUUACAGUAUCCCCUCUGCUCCCGCGGAGACCGAAGCACUCCAGAGCAUUAAGUAAAGUCCUUCAGUCCAUGCAAACAAGCAAAACCCCGCAGGAUGAUGUAGAGCUUGCUGAAAGAUCAGACAGGAAAACUACAGCACCUUCCCUUAUGAAGGAAGACCCUCAAGCUGUCUCUACACCUACACUUGCAGAUAUGAUAAACUCUCCCCUGUCCUUGUCUCCUGCUUUUCACCCCCCGUUCACUCCCGAGGCCAAGAGAAGAAGGACUGAUGACAGAGUGGUGGAUAAAUUUUCAUCCCCUGAGCUCUAUGCAGGCAAUAAGUCCGAUGACGAAGCUGAGGAACAGGUGAACACGGAUGGAGAAAGUUUUGGCAACAGCUUUGACCUGGACACUCAGACAGAAAGAAUCAUCGCUCAGCAGAUCUGCAGAGAUGAAAGUAAAGAUCGGGUGGUAGAGAUGCAGUUGGCGAGAGAAGACGAAAUAGUAAAAGCAGAUGUGAGAAGAAAUGAACUAGAAGGCCUCAACAUAGCGUCUCCAAGAUUCAAUACUUCUCUCACAGAUAGCCAAAUGGAGCUCAUUCUUAACACCUGCCACAAUAUGUCCUCUAAUCCAGCUGGUGGUGGUAACGACCAAGAUAAAGAUGAAGAUGCGUGUGAUGAUCUGGUCCCUGAGGCUAAUCCAGCUGCUGCCGCGAGUCCCAACAGAAGCAGCAGCUUCCUGUUCGACAGCAUGUACGACAGCCCUCUGCUGGUAGCUCUGAGGCCAAACCAGAUGCCUGACCAGCCAGAUCAGGAACAGUCUUCAAGCCAGGAGGUCGCCGUGGAUUGUCCUCUUCCUUCAACCCACCAGAGACGUCGCAGCGAGCUUCUCGCCAACCAAGAAGCAGAAGAGCAGGAGGCAGCUCAAUGGGGGGAGUCCUCCUUUAAUCUGUCGGAGUGGGGGGACUCGCUCUUGGUGGGUGAACACUUCCUGGAUAGACAGAGCUUUUUGAGACACACAAAGAGGACUGAGAGCGAACAAGAGCUCCAGCAACCAAACGAAGACCGUGAUAUUUGUGAUGAACCACUGUUCAUUUCACAGCUUGGACACAUACAGCCACUGCUUCCUGCUACUAUUCAAAAUGAGUGUGACCAGGAGAAAGCUGAUAAUCAUCAAGCACAUACUAGAAAACCAUUUAAUAGUAAAGAUGUUGAACCAAAUGGGAGGCAGGAAAUGAUUCGUGAAAAUGGUGUCGAGGAGGGAAAAAAUGGAGAAAAAGUUAAUAAUGCUGUUUUUACACAUCUACAUGUCCAAAAUGACUCUGAAAAUGCUCUUUAUUGCAGCCCUAGUUUACAGGAAAUCUUUGACCGCUGGCCCAGUAUGUCUGACCAGUCAGGUUCAGAAAACCUUCAGACACAAGCUGCUGCCUCAAAUACACCAGGUGUUCCAGAGUUACCACAGCAAGAGGUGCAACUAGGAAGGAAAAGAAAGAUGUCCCAGUCUGACGCUGACAAAAACAUCUUCUACCACAAGGGUUCAAGACACGAGAGGGAGAACACACCAGAGAGACCAGACUCUGCUGGCGACCUCAUUCCCCCAACUCAAGAAAGACCACCAGUCACCCCGAGAAUAAAACUGACUACCUCUGUGCAGUCACCUGUCACCGCUCAGCCACGUCAACAGUCCACUCCCUCAAAUCAUUUUCAAGACAAACCAGCAGCCAAAAACCAUCCCACACCUCAAACAGGAAACUACAAUCACCUGUCAGACGCCGCGUGUGCUUCUGUCAGUAAACAGGAAGCAAAUAGAGUGACAAUAAAGGAAAUGAAAUCUGCUGUACGUUUGAGUUCUAACACCAGCCAGGACCUUUACUUUCCCACAGAGUCAGCAUCUCCUUCUCCUCCUCCUCCCCACUACCCACAGCCAAAACCUCCUUCUGACACAGAGUCACCGGUGAGUGAGGGUUUUACUCUGCAGCUGUCCCAGGAAGCUUCAUUCUGUUGCAGCGACUCUGGGAUGUUCUCCAUCAUAGACGUGGCGAGCGAUAGGCGCCUUUUUGAUACGUUUGUUAGAGAGUGGAAAACAAAGGAGCGUUUUUCUAUCGCUUUGGCCUGUGAGAAGAGCAAGCACAGGCAGCGAGCAUCAGCAGUAUAUCAGAAGCCUAACCCGACUGAUGGUUUUCCACUAAGGGACAAUGAAGAUCUUGUUUUGAUUGGACUGUCUGUCUGCUGGGGAUCAAGAGAUGCAUACUACAUCUGUCUGCAGCAGAAGCAAAGCAAAGGUCUGAGCUCAAGUCUGGCUCCUCCUCCACUGGAUGAUGAGUUGCCCGUAAGUAAAAGGUUGGAGCAGGUGAAGCUCCUCCUCAGCCAACAACCAGCCGGUCACAAAGGGAGAGUGAUAGUCACAUAUGACGUCAUCGAGGUGUACAAGACGCUAGUAAUGAGUUGUGGCAUCAGCCUGGAGGGAAGCUGUGAAGACCUGAAGGUUGCGUGCUGGCUGCUGGACCCUAGCAGUGAGGAAAGGACGCUCACAAACAUGGUGACGGUCUACUGUCCUGAAGAAUUACCCCUGCUGGACGGUCUCGGUAGUGGACAUUCACACUGUCCUCGUGUCAGGGCAGCGACCCAGAGCGUUCUCAUCCACGCCGUGAUGAACCAUCUCACUGAACUGUUGGAGAAAGAUGGCACACUGGAUUUAUUCAGGAACAAAGAGAUGCCCUCCCAGGUGUGUCUGGCCCUGCUGGAGUUGAAUGGAGUAGGUUUCAGCGUGGACGAGUGUGAGAGGCAAAAACACGUGAUGCAAGCCAAACUUUCAGCUCUGGAGAUCGAAGCUUACAGCCUGGCAGGACACACCUUCUCCCUCACUAGUGUCGAUGACAUAGCACAGGUGCUGUUCUUGGAGCUCCAUUUACCUCCAAAUGGUGACAUAGGUGGACCAAGAAGUAAGAAGACUCUGGGUUACACCAGGAGAGGUGGCGGCAGAGUUCGCCUGGGAAAGCAGUUCAGCACCACAAAGGAUGUUCUGGAGAAACUUCGUCCGCUGCACCCUCUGCCGGGUGUGAUUCUGGAGUGGAGGCGGAUCACUAACGCCUUGACUAAAGUGGUCUUCCCCCUACAGAGAGAGAAGAAACACCAUCCUACACUGGAGAUGGACAGAAUAUAUCCAAUCGCCCAGACCCACACAGCCACAGGUAGAGUGAGCUUCACUGAACCAAACAUACAGAAUGUCCCCAAAGAUUUUGAGAUUUCCAUGCCCACAGUGAUAGUUGAGAGCCCACCUUCACAAAAUGGCUUCCAGAUGACUCGUAAAUCAGGUUGUAACAGAAAGAAGAGAUGCUCUGUGGCUCCAGCACUUACAGUCAGACCUGCAGAACAAGGCCCAGCCUUCUUCGUCAGCAUGAGACAUGCUUUCGUUCCCUUCUCAGGUGGAAUGAUUAUAGCAGCUGAUUACUCCCAGCUGGAGCUGAGAGUGCUGGCUCACCUCUCAAAGGAUCAGCGCCUCCUGCAGGUGCUGAAUGGAGGAGCAGACGUGUUUCGUUGCAUCGCUGCAGAGUGGAAAAGUGUCGAGCCAGAGACUGUGCAGGACAGCCUCAGACAACAGGCAAAACAGAUCUGUUACGGUAUUAUAUAUGGAAUGGGAGCAAAGUCCCUGGGGGAGCAGAUGGGAGUAGAGGAGGACGACGCAGCUUGCUACAUUGAGAGUUUUAAAGCCAGAUACAAAGGGAUUAACACUUUCCUCAAACAAACGGUGAAGAACUGCAUAAAGGACGGCUAUGUUCAGACCCUGAUGGGCCGCAAGAGGUAUCUAGCUGGAAUCACCAGCACCAACGUGCACAUCAAAGCUCACGCAGAGCGGCAGGCAGUGAACACAACUGUUCAGGGUUCUGCAGCAGACAUUGUUAAACUUGCUACUGUGAACAUCCAGAAACGGCUGCGGCAGACAUAUCCUGCAGCGCCGCUGUCUCACCAGCACACAGCAGACCGUAACGCGUGCAGAGCUGGGUCAUCUCAGCUGAGGGGAGCCUAUUUCAUCCUGCAGCUGCAUGAUGAGCUCAUAUAUGAAACCACAGAACAGGACCUCAUACAGGUUGCACAGAUAGUUAAGAGGGAGAUGGAGUCAGCGGUGAAACUCUAUGUGAAGCUAAAAGCCAAAGUCAAAGUGGGACCCAGCUGGGGGAACCUGCAGGACCUCGAUUUAUGAAGUAAACUUGUAAAGAAACAUUUUUUUGUGAUUUAUGCAUAUUACUUGCACUAGUUUUUAAAUCACUACAUUGAUAAAUGAAAUGUAAGAAAAUCCUGUCAUUUUUUUUAAACAUAAAAUCUACAUCAACUUUUUAAUGAACUACCUGUACAUACAUAGACCUAUUUAUCAGUGUAAAGCUUUAUGGAGUUUAUUUUCUAAAACAAUACUAUGUCCUGAAAACAUCAGAUGUAAUCUAAUAAACUAAAAAGACUA
Molecule: messenger RNA, 8615 nt
Organism: Austrofundulus limnaeus
Lineage: Eukaryota; Metazoa; Chordata; Actinopteri; Cyprinodontiformes; Rivulidae
Gene: polq
Product: polymerase (DNA directed), theta
Exons: 35
Coding region: 219-8360 (2713 amino acids)
Biological process (GO): DNA-templated DNA replication; double-strand break repair via alternative nonhomologous end joining
Molecular function (GO): DNA binding; ATP binding; DNA-directed DNA polymerase activity
Source: RefSeq, a predicted model, not a curated record